Pseudophryne corroboree (corroboree frog) is the source of this 2079-nucleotide messenger RNA. RefSeq lists its product as uncharacterized. Gene Ontology annotation, biological process: cell division. The transcript has 9 exons. The record is from RefSeq and is a predicted model, not a curated record. The coding region runs from base 186 to 1172 and encodes 328 amino acids. NCBI's taxonomy places the organism in Eukaryota, Metazoa, Chordata, Amphibia, Anura, Myobatrachidae. Gene Ontology annotation, molecular function: protein binding.
AAUAUGUCAGCCUGAUACAAAGUUACAGCACAGAAACGCAGGUGGAGGAGUUCUGACCCUGUACGGAUGCCGUAGCAGCUGGGAGCCACGCUGCCAGUAGUACAGUACUGCACAUGGUGAUGCAGGAAGUGCCCUGAGCUGCAGUUGGGGCUGCUGAAGGGUUUGUUGUGUCUCUGCUGUCAGCUAUGGGAGGGCAAUCUAAGAAAAGGAGCAGCAAGUCCAAGAGGAGGCAGAGAGGCAGGACUGAAGUGCAUGAUCUGGUCGGCUUGUCAGCAGAAGAACGGAUGAAAGUCAAGAUGCAAAACCGAGCAAGGAAGAAAACGACAGAAAAAUAUACAGUUCAGCAACUAUUAGAAAAGACGGAAGAGUAUUUGGACAGCUGUAAUUUGGAGAUGGCCCAGCUAUUUUGUCAGAGAGCCCUGGAUAUGGAGCCCAGCAACCUUGAGAUCCUGGAUAUGAUGGGGAACAUCUGCAUGGAGCUGGGGAACGCAGAGAAAGCAGAACAAGUCUUGCUGAAGGCCGUGGAGCUUUGCCCUGACGAAGGACAUGCCAAAUAUAUGUGCCUGGGACAGAUUCACUGCAAGGAGGAAGCCUUAAAGUAUUUUCAGAAGGGAUUACAAAUUAUGAUUGAUGCUUAUCAAAGUCAACCGCAAGUGUCGGGGGCCGCCAGCUGCCCUGAUAAAAUGGAAGUGACUACAAAGGAUAUCUCAACAGCUUUCUGCUCUGUCGCUGAGAUUUAUCUCACUGAUCUUUGUAUGGAAGAAGAAGCUGGUGACAAAUGUAAAGGGGCCAUAGAAAAAGCCCUAGAGUACAAUCCGAACAGCCCCGAAGCUCUGCAGCUGAUGGCAAGCUAUCUCUUCAGUAUGGAACAGCCACAGGAGGGCAGAGUACAUCUAUUGAAGAGCCUGGCAUUGUGGCUGCCCAGUAUGCAGAAGACCAAGGAGCAGAUACCUGAGCAGGAGCCAAGUGAUCUGGAGUUGGUGGAGUCUGUGUUUCCUCCAUACGAAUCCCGCAUCACGACUGCCAAGUUACUUAUAGAAGCUGAAGAAUUUGAGCCGCCUGGUGAGGACAGAAGAGCCAUUAAUGGCAGUAUCUGUAAAUGGAAGCGAAGCAGCAGCCCGUGGACAGUAAAGAAGAUUACAACACAGAAUAAACACAUUUUUACAUUGUAAAAUUCUCCGGAAGAGAGCAUUGUGUGCCAAGGGGUUGUGAUCUUAUACAGCGAGUACAGCCGUAACCAUGGAGAAAUUUGCUUUGCAACUCCUUUUUCUAAUCUGCUUUCUUGCUACAGUUUACGGCUUCCCCAAUACUAGAUUUUUUUUUUAUUAUUUUUUUUAUAUAGAAUGAAAGAAGGUAUUUGAAAUUGGACAGAGGACUAGGGGUGGGGUGAAAUCCUAAAAAUAAGAGCAAAGAUUGAGAAAUGUUAGUGCCUUUGGUAAUAUUAUCAGUUUAUUCAGGGCAAGAAGUAAUUUUCUGUUUGCAUGAUGAGAAAAUAUACUUCAAACCUGCACAUUCACUUUCAGAGAUAAUCUUUCUUAAAAGGUCUGACAAGACUAAUCUUCUUACUAUAUUUUGCAUUCCCUUAGCUAUUUUGUAAUAAGUGGAAUUCAAUUCUACGUGCAAGCUGCAGCAAAUCUGUACAGUAAGAGGCAGGAGUGAGAGACUGUCACGGGCUAAGCACCUUCCCGCUUAUUUCACGCUGUCUCGCGUCUGUAAGGUUCUCCCACUUCUCAAGUCAUUUUGAAAUUCUCACUUUUUUCGGUCAUUCUUAUUAUGCAGAUUAUCUCAUAAUGUGACUUUUUUCCCCCUCUCUCAUAAAUAAGAUACAGUGGUUAAUGUCUAAGCCGUGCAAUGCUGAGGCGUUGGGCUCAAUCACAGUCAGGGGUGCUGCUGCUGUAGUAUUAUCCCUGUGUUCAGUUUGGGUCUCCAGUUGCUCCGAUUUCCUUCAACAGUUCUAAAACUGCUUAAGUAGCUUAAUUGAGUUCUGUUUAUGUUGCAGUGAUAUGCGUGUUUGUGGGACUGUGAUAGGGAAAUAAAACGCUGCGCUCUGCACGGACAGUGAUCUGUGGGGCUAAAUAA